Messenger RNA from Penicillium brevicompactum, 546 nucleotides. RefSeq names its product putative extracellular thaumatin domain protein. Bases 1 to 546 code for a protein of 181 amino acids. The record is from RefSeq and is a predicted model, not a curated record. The transcript has a single exon. Lineage: Eukaryota; Fungi; Ascomycota; Eurotiomycetes; Eurotiales; Aspergillaceae.
AUGAUGUUCACCAAGUCUCUCGGCCUUGCUGCCCUCUUCUCCACCAUCGCCUCUGCCCUUCCCCAGGACAUGAUGGUCCGCCGCUCUGGCAUGGUCCAGCGUGACGGCGGCGGUAGCGUCAAGAUCACCAACAACCUCCAGCAGGAUGUCUACGCCUGGUCCGUGACCGACAGCGUCGGCCCCAUGGAGACCAUCAAGAGCGGAGGUGGCAUCUACUCCGAGAACUGGAAGACCAACCCCAACGGCGGUGGUAUCUCCAUCAAGCUCGCUCUCGACCAGGAGCAGCACGACGUCCUCCAGUUCGAGUACACCCAGUCCGGUGACACCAUCUUCUGGGACCUGUCUUGCAUCGACAUGGAGUCCGGCAACAAGUUCACCGACAUGGGCUUUGCCGUCCAGCCUUCUGAUGAGACUUCCUCUUGCCCCAAGGCUAUCUGCACGGCUGGUGACAAGGCUUGCUCCGCUGCCUACCUCCAGCCUACUGAUGACCACGCCACUCACGGCUGCCCCAUCAACACUGCUCUUGACCUGAGCAUCGGUGCUUAA